Messenger RNA from Delphinapterus leucas (beluga whale), 618 nucleotides. The record is from RefSeq and is a predicted model, not a curated record. NCBI's taxonomy places the organism in Eukaryota, Metazoa, Chordata, Mammalia, Artiodactyla, Monodontidae.
AUGAAGAAAUGUCUUCUAUUAGUGAGUCUGUAUCUGCUUGGAUCUGCCAGAGGAGCAUCAGGUCAAUCUGAUGAGCUUCCUGGCUCUAUGGAUCAUCAAGCUUCAGUUCAGCAACCUUCAGGCGAGAACACUUUGAGUGAGCAUGGCUCAAGUGAGCACACUGCGGCUGAACACGCUUCAGGUGAGCGCGAUGCAGUCGAACAUGCUUCAGGCGGGCACAGUGCAGUCAAACACGCUUCAAGAGGGCAUGCUGCAGGUGGGCACGCUGCAGGUGAACACGCUUCCAGUGAACAGCCUUCGGGUGAAAAGACUUCUGGUGAACGGUCUGCAGGUGAACAGCCUUCAGGCAUCCCGCCUUCAAGCACAAUUUCAGGCCCAGUAUUAAAUUGCCACACAUGCUCUUAUAUGAAUGACCAAGGAAAAUGUCUUCAAGGAGAGGGAGUCUGCUCCACUCAGAAUUCCCAGCAGUGCAUGUUAAAGAAGAUCUUUGAAGGUGGAAAACUUCAAUUCAUUGUCCAGGGCUGUGAAAACAUGUGCCCAUCCAUGAACCACUUAUCCCAUGGAACCAGGAUGCAAGUUAUAUGCUGUCGGAAUCAAUCUUUCUGCAACAAGGUCUAG